AUGUGACGUCACACACAAAGCCAUCUAUGGUAGUGCCUUUUCAAUUCAAACAGCAUAUAGUACUGAGCGACGGCGGCGGCGGCGGCACACAACCAUCACAAAGAGCAAAAAAUGAACGUGGAACAUGAAGUUACUCUGCUUGUUGAUGAGAUUCGUCGACUGGGCAGCAAAAAUGCAGAUGGGAAGAUCAGCGUCAAAUUUGGAGUCUUGUUUAAUGAUGACCAGUGUGCCAACCUCUUUGAAGCUCUGGUCGGAACACUGAAAGCGGCCAAGCGAAAGAAGGUCAUCACAUUUGACGGGGAGCUGUUACUGCAAGGAGUUCAUGAUAACGUUGAUGUUGUAUUACUGCAGGAUUGAAGUUGACAGCCUUUUCUAAAGCCAAGUUAAAAAGUGCAAAGUCUUUUUGAGAUGCCACUGCUUCAGUGAGAGCAUUUUGAUAUGGAAAUACUGUAUACUUGAGAAUGUUACAUUUUUUGUAUACUACAUUGGAAAUAUUUUUAUACAGCAAUAUUUCUCUCAGGAGAGUCAUUUGCACAAUGAUUUUGAAAGGUAGCAAUCUUCCCUGUUCAAACACCUCAACAGCCAUCAUUAAAAUAUAUUAUAACAGUUA
Molecule: messenger RNA, 610 nt
Organism: Myxocyprinus asiaticus (Chinese sucker)
Lineage: Eukaryota; Metazoa; Chordata; Actinopteri; Cypriniformes; Catostomidae
Product: costars family protein ABRACL
Exons: 3
Coding region: 112-357 (81 amino acids)
Biological process (GO): regulation of actin filament-based process
Source: RefSeq, a predicted model, not a curated record